AUGGCAUUCAAGUUUGUUGCUCUCCUUGCUUUCAUCGCUGUGGCCAGUGCUGGUGUUGUUCCUGUAGCUCAAGUUUAUCAUCCUGCUGCUGCACCCACCACUGUGAUCAAAUCUUUUGCACCUGUAGCUUAUGCUCAUCCCCAACCCGUUUUGGCCAAACAUCAUGAUGAUCAAUACGAUCCUCAUCCCCAAUACAAAUUCGCCUACGAAGUUAACGAUGAACAUACUGGUGAUAAUCACAGCCACCAAGAAGAACGUGAUGGUGAUAUUGUACAUGGUGAAUACUCCUUAAUUGAUGCUGAUGGUUUCAGACGUGUAGUCCAAUAUACGGUUGAUCCUCACAGUGGUUUUAAUGCCGUCGGUAAUCGUAUUCCUUUGGAUCAACACGUUAAGACUGUUGUAAAACAGGUAGCCGCUCCUGUUCAUUAUGUUGCACCUGCUCCAGCCACCACUUUUGUCAAACAAUAUCCAGUUCCAAUAGCUUAUCAUCAACAUCAUUAAAUGUCAUUUAAUUAAGGAUUGCUGUUGUCAUUUCUUUUAUUUAGUUUUAAGAAUAAAUUGUUGCAUAUUUGAAAAAAA
Molecule: messenger RNA, 579 nt
Organism: Calliphora vicina (urban bluebottle blowfly)
Lineage: Eukaryota; Metazoa; Arthropoda; Insecta; Diptera; Calliphoridae
Product: larval cuticle protein A2B-like
Exons: 2
Coding region: 1-501 (166 amino acids)
Cellular component (GO): extracellular matrix
Source: RefSeq, a predicted model, not a curated record